AUGGCUGCUGGAUCUGGUGUUUUCUCUGAUCUCUUUUCCUUCUACGCAUCUGCCGGGAAAUACAAAACGGCUUUCGAUGGCGAAGUACAUGCUAUUUAUAUUGCAUUGAAACAACUGUUGGCCAUCCAUUCAAAAUUUGGAAAAGUCGUAUUGCUGUCAGAUUCCUAUGCUGCAAUCCAGGCGAUCGGCUCACAGGGAGACACUUUGUCGGAUGAAGUGCUUCAGUUUCGAAGAUUUAUCAGACUUUUGGCACUAAAAAACAAAAGAGUAGUCAUCCAGUGGAUACCCAGCCACUGUAACAUCUAUGGUAACGAGAAAGCUGACUUUCUUGCUCGCAAGGGAACACAAAUCCUUCAACCAAGUUGCUCUGGAUUGUCAUACCAUUCCAUAAAACUACAUAUAAAAAACAUAAUGAAACUGAAUGCCUCUGCUGACCUACGAGAAAGCAUAAGGAAUAAGAACUGGAGUGAGGCAGAUAUUGAGGCAGUGCCAGAUAAGCCUCGCCGAGAUGCAGUAGCCACCUUUAGACUCCUAACAGGUCGGGAUUGUCUGGGAGAACACUAG
Messenger RNA from Parasteatoda tepidariorum (common house spider), 564 nucleotides. Lineage: Eukaryota; Metazoa; Arthropoda; Arachnida; Araneae; Theridiidae. The record is from RefSeq and is a predicted model, not a curated record.